AUGCUGGUUUAUGUUUCUGACGCACGGCUCCCUGGCGGCAGUUUCGCUUUAUCCCCGUUGUUAGGUCGCGCGUUCUACGGCCACGCCGUGUUCCGCAACUUUUUCAGCGAACCGCUUGAGUCUUCCGUAUCCGUCGCCUCCCGUGCCUUGCUCUUCGCCUCUCUCCCUCUAUUCCCUCUCUCAUCCUCCUUUCCUCUCACCCCCCCAACCGCACCCGUGGCCAAUCCCCGCAUCUCCUCCCUCCCUCCUCCCCUCCCCCUCUCCGCGUCUCUUGCGCUUCCCCAUUCCGCAGUGACCCAAUCAGAGCCAUUCAAUCUCGCCAUCUACGCGCACAUUCUCCCCUCCGCCCCCGCCACCGCACCAGAUGCAGCCCCCGCCCACGCGUCUCUGUCUGCUGGUUCACACGCUGCUGCUCAUACCAAUGCCCCACCAACCCCACUGGCAGCAGCAGCAGAGGCACCAGCGGCACCAGCAGCAGCAGCGGCAAGGGGUGCAGAUGGGAGGAGAGUGGGGGCUAGGGCGUUGGAAGAUGGUGGCACGGGUGGCGUGGGGAUGUGUGGGCCAAGUGCGGGGGGCGAGUUCAGGGUGAUAUAUCACACACAGGGGUCCACGGAGAAUCUCACCACGGCCAUCAAGCACAUCCAGGCAAGCACCUCCCUGCACCUCCCUACCUACACACCAUACCCUCCCGAGGCUUCACCCAUGCCUUGUCCAAUGUAUCCUGUCCAUUUCGCCUCUUCCUUCUCUCCUCCUCUGCCUGCACCCCCCCCACCCUUUUUUCCGGCUCUCCCAUCCUUUCGUCUAUUCGUUUCUUCUGCUUCUCUUCCUCUGCUGCUCGUCUUGCUCUCGCACUUUCCGCAUCCGCUACUAACAGACCACAUAGUGCUGCGGGGCUCCUACUGCGCGCUCUCCCUCGUCCUCUUCGGCACCCCCCUCUCCCCGCCCUCGCGCUCUCUGCGUCCCCGCGCCUUGCGCUCAUCACACGGAAAGCAGGCGGGGGGAACGGGCCAGGGGGGUCGAGGCUCGGCGCGUGUUAGAGUGGCGGGCGCGGAGAGGGGAGAGGGGGGAGGGGCGGUGGUGGGUGGGGGAGCGGGAGAGGGGGCCUGGGAUGAUGCGAUGGUGGUAGAUGCUGUGCAACCCAGUGGCGGAAAGGUUUUGAAGAAGAGAAAGUGGGGGAGAGAGAGGCGCGAAGAGGGGCGGGCAGGGGACGAGGAGCGUGGUGAGACAGACGGGGAAGGCGGGGAGGAGGCAACAGGAGGGGAUGAAGGAGGGGGAGGAGGGGAGAAGGCGCGGGUGGAAGGCAAAAAGGGGAAAGGGAGAGGGGGGCGCAAGGAAGAGGAAGAGAAGGAUGGAGGAGAGGAAGAGGAGGAAGAUGCUCUAGUGGUGGUGGGGAGGCGGGCGGCAGCAGUGGAGGAGGCAGUGGAGGGCAGGAAGCGAGCAGUGGCAGUGCUGCGGGCAUCAGUGCGGCUCUGGCACGGACUAUCCUCCGCUAUCAGCCAUGCUGCUGCCGAUGCCCUGCUCCCCCUGCUCUCCUCUGCUGCUGCUCAUCUCGCAGGGCUUAGCCUCCUGCCAGUGGAUUUAGGCGAGAGUGACGAGGGUUGGGGAACGGUUGGGAGAGACAGGAGACGUGGGGGGAGGGUGGGGAAGGAGGGUGGGGGAGGGGGGGUGCGGAAGGGAGGGUAUGGGGAUGGGGAGGAGGGGGGCGGCGGGGCGGAGGAGGAGAGGGAGGAGUGGGCGUUGGUGGUACAGGAGGUUGACAUGGCGCUUGCGUGGCUGCACCAUGUUGUCUGUGCCUCCACCAUCCUCCCAUCCGUGGAGGAGACACAGGCAGCGUUCACGCUCGUGCAUCUCGUUGCCUUCUCCCCCCGCCACUGCCUGCUCUUCUGCCGUCGCAACGGCUUGCAAGGGCUGCUCUCAGCCCUCCAACAACCACGCUCACCCUCACCUUCCUCCUCCUCAAGGCCUUCCCCCUCCUCCGCCCCUGCAUCUUCCUCCUUCCUGUCCUCCUCAGCAGCGUCGUCCCUCCCCUGCCUGGCUCUCUCCGCGCUGCUCUGCUGCUGCCGCCACCCAUUUGCAUGUGCGCUGCUGCUUCAGCCAGACCCGAGGGUUCCGGGGAAGGGCGCGAUAGUAAAAGGCAGCAGUGCAGGGCGGAAAGGGAAAGGUGUGACUGGGCCCAAGAAGGAAGGGGAUGAAGGAGGGGAAAAGCGGGACGGAGGAGCAGAGAAGAAGGGGGAGGGUGUGAUGGAGGUGGAAGGAGAGGGGGUGGAGGAGGAGGAGGAGGCGGUUGAGGAGGAGCAAGUGAGCACAGGGAAGGAAGGCAAGCAGGGUGGGGAGGGGAAAGCAGAGGCAGGGAAGAGUGCUGGGGGCAAGGAGAAGGGUGCAGGGAGCAGUGGGUACGAGCAGGUGUUGGCGUUUGUGGUGCAUUCCAGUCGCUGCCGCACACCGCUGCAAGUGGGAGUUCUUGCCACCCAACUGCUGCUCGUGCUGCACCGCCAUCACCUCUGCCUGCGCCUACAGGUGAUUCUCCUCACUGCUGCUGCUGCUGCUGCUGCUGCUGCUGCUGCUCUUGCUUUUGCUCUCUGUGCCUUUUUCUAG
Closterium sp. Naga37s-1 is the source of this 2595-nucleotide messenger RNA. Lineage: Eukaryota; Viridiplantae; Streptophyta; Zygnematophyceae; Desmidiales; Closteriaceae. The record is from the annotation of a GenBank genome assembly.